AUGGACGCGACGGAGGACGAGAUUGCGCGCAUGCUGGAGGAGCGGCGCGCCAAGGAGCAGGAGCUGGUGGCGCUGGCGUUGGUGAGCUUCGACAAGGACCUGUACGGCGGCGGCGACAAGGACCGCUUCGCCGGCUACGAGAUGUCGAUUCCCGUCAUGGAGGACGAGGAGGAGCAGGACGCCACGGAGAGGGAGGUUGCCAGAGUUAUAUGA
Messenger RNA from Closterium sp. Naga37s-1, 213 nucleotides. The record is from the annotation of a GenBank genome assembly. Lineage: Eukaryota; Viridiplantae; Streptophyta; Zygnematophyceae; Desmidiales; Closteriaceae.